Armigeres subalbatus is the source of this 881-nucleotide messenger RNA. RefSeq names its product arginine/serine-rich coiled-coil protein 2-like. Bases 109 to 720 code for a protein of 203 amino acids. The transcript has 2 exons. Lineage: Eukaryota; Metazoa; Arthropoda; Insecta; Diptera; Culicidae. The record is from RefSeq and is a predicted model, not a curated record.
GCAACCAAAACCAAGCAAGCUAAGAUAAAACAGCGCUUCAAUGUCAUUCAGAUUUUGUUAUACCCUGAUGAAUCAAACGUGUGAGUCUGUAUCUAAACAAUUUAAAAAAUGUUCUCGCAAAUUAUAAAAACUUUGGAAAAUUCCACGGGUUAUGUAUCUCUGAACAGCAUUUGCAUGUCAUUGCGGAAUGAUUGUCCGAAUCUGACCUCCUCCAAUCUCAAAGAAACGGUUUCGAACCACCUCGAACGCGGAUACAAAAUGGGAUUGAUUUAUCGCUCCGCUGACGGGUUCAAACUUUCCGUCAACUUGAACAAACCAGAAAACGAAUACUUCGAAUCCACGCUAAAGCGUUUGAAUCAUGAAUAUAGAACUUCAAGCCCCGAACGCGUCACCACAGCGGUGUCCUCGUAUCAGCAGGAGGCACCAAAAUCGUAUGUUGUCGACCGCCGUACUCCGACAUUGAAUAGCUUGUGGAACAAACGCCCGGCGGACUGCGGCCCAGGAUGGAACCGACGGCCGCUGGCACAGCGUCAGGCUAUCGCAAUCCGGCGCCGGCAGGCAGCACAGGAGAAAAUUCGACAACGAAUACGUGCUGCCAGACAGAGAAGAGCGCGCUCGCGAUCAAGGUCCCGAUCGCCGAGCAGAUCCCGCUCGAGGUCCCGGUCCCCGAGGAGAUCCCGCUCACGUAGUCGAUCGCGGUCGGCUCGGGCUAGGGGAUGAAACUGGAGAUUCUGCUAAAUUAUCAAUGUAGACUGGUGUAUUUAUAAAUGAAUUUAUAUUUUCAAAUUUUAGUACUGUUGAUUUAGAUAUCAACGAGGUGAAGAAGAAGAAUAAAACGACACGGUUCCAAUUUUUUAACUAUAUUGGAGUAUGUUAAAAAA